CACGCCAGUCUCGUAGUAAGGUAGCGCGAGCCUGAGUAGAGAGCUAUUAAAGGAACCGAGACCGUGUGACCGGCUGCUGCGCUCAAACAAACAACUCAGGAAGUGAAGAGAGACUGCAUCAACUGCUACUCAGGAUGGCCAAAGGUGACCCUCGGAAGCCCAAGGGCAAGAUGUCCGCCUACGCUUUCUUCGUUCAGACCUGCCGUGACGAACACAAGAAGAAGAACCCAGAUGUCCCAGUCAACUUCUCAGACUUCUCCAAGAAGUGCUCCGGAAGGUGGAAGACCAUGUCUCCCAAGGAGAAGUCAAGGUUCGAGGACCAGGCCAAGCAGGACAAGGCUCGCUUUGACCAGGAGAUGAAGGGUUACACACCCAGCAAGGGUGCGGGCAGGGGCAAGAAGGCUCGGAAGGACCCCAACGCCCCCAAGAGACCCCCGUCUGGGUUCUUCCUCUUCUGUGCUGAGCAACGCCCCAACAUCAAAUCCCAGAACCCCAGCUUUGGCAUCGGGGACGUGGCUAAGAAGCUGGGCGAGAUGUGGAACAACCUGUCCGACUCCAGCAAGCAGCCCUACGUGGCCAAGGCCAACAAGCUGAAGGAUAAGUACCAGAAGGACAUGGCAGACUACAGAGGGAAAAGCAAAAUGGGCGGGGCGUCCGCCUCCAAAUCGAAGAAGGCUGCGGACGACGAUGACGACGAGGAAGAAGACGACGAGGAAGACGACGAUGACGACGACGACGACGAUGAAUAACUGUCCGUUUUCUUUUGUUUUCGUUUUCUAGACACAACUUCUUUUCUUUUUCCGCCCUUCAAAUGGUUCGGGGGUUAUGAAAACACUGGCUUUAAAUUUAUACGGCAUCACCUUACUGUAAGACCACCGUAGCACGUUCAGAGUCCCAGCUCUGCAGCCCGUGGAGGGUCUUGUUCCUUGUUGACAUCUACAGAACCUAAGGGUUUCAUGACCUGUGACGGUUCCCCUUUCUCUGCCGGCCAGUGUUCUCCUGACCCCUCCUUCUCCAGACAGCCCUGUCUGUGCUAGUAGGAUACCUCCCCUUAUUUAGGAUUUGUGCUGUGUAUAUAUUACGGUGUUGGAAUAGAUGUAGGGUUUGUUUUAUUUAGGACAGCAGGUGGAGUGAGAGGCCAUGGUUUGGAGGGAAGAAGCCCUGGGAGGUCGUGACCCUGACCUGUAGGAAGGGAGGGGUUUAAGACGUCAAAUGUUUAUAACCCCCCCCCCUCUCUCUCCCUGACCCACCCCCCUGCUCUCUCCUUGCUCUCCCUAGUCUCUCCCUGGUCCUCGCUGGGCUCCCCCUUGGUCUCUCCCCAGUUCUCCACCCCUGGGGGCUCAUUUAUAAAACUAGUAGUAGUAAAUUUCACUUAAAAACGUUGCGUACGAACAAAGUGCGUGCGCACAAAUAUAUUCUGAUUGAUAAAACACAUGCACAUUCCGCUCAACAUGCAAGUUUUCCUUUAUAAAUCACAACUUACUGGAAAUUAAGCGCACGUACGCAAGCGUCUUGUCCCACCCAAGUAACGCCCAUAAUUGCCUAUAAAGGGUCAAUGGCCGGCCCCAAAUUAAUAUUAAUAGGUUUAGGGUUAGUAACACUUUCAGGCAUUUUCAUUGACAGUUAUGCGCAACGAACAUGUGAAAACAUAUAUGACACUACAUUCCUGACUAAAGCAACAGCAUCAGUUUAAACCAAAUUCGUCUUUAUGUUCACCGAAUUAUUUAUGGGAAUACAUUUCAUAACAUGCAAGAAGUGUUGACUGAUUAUUGAUCCAAUCAAAUAUUAUUCCAGAUUAAACCGUACAGAUAUUGGAGGACUCCUUUUGCAUCAACAGAUAUCUUGUUUGUAUUUAUUGGAAAUCAUGUAUUUUGUGCGUGCACUACAGUGAAGUCUUCAUAUAUAACACGUGUGAGGUUAUAUUUGGAUUUCUUUUUCACAAUGUUAUCAACUCGAAGGCUUGUCUCGAGUUUCAUCCUCCUGCCAUCGGAGUUGCAGUUUCCCAUUUCUCAAAGUUUUGUGCAUACGCAUGGGUAACAGUGUGCGUGGAGGACUCACGUGAAGUUUCUUUUUUAUAAAUCUCAAAGUUUGCCGUACAAACUGGUGUUCGCAUUAAUUUGUGCGUACGCAACGUUGAUAAAUGAGGCCCCUGGUCUCCUCCCUGCUGUCUCUUUGCUCGGUCACAACUAUCAGGUCUGUGUUUUGAAUAUUUCGUUUGGAUGGACAGCUUUAGGUUGAAGUUAACCUUGUGCUAAUGAACGUAAGGUUUUGACACCUGUAAUGAAUUUUAUGUUUAGGGUGGUUCCAAAUAAAGUACCAGAUUUGUA
Molecule: messenger RNA, 2327 nt
Organism: Osmerus eperlanus (European smelt)
Lineage: Eukaryota; Metazoa; Chordata; Actinopteri; Osmeriformes; Osmeridae
Gene: hmgb3b
Product: high mobility group box 3b
Exons: 5
Coding region: 135-749 (204 amino acids)
Biological process (GO): regulation of transcription by RNA polymerase II
Molecular function (GO): DNA binding, bending
Source: RefSeq, a predicted model, not a curated record